Messenger RNA from Anisakis simplex (herring worm), 960 nucleotides. The record is from the annotation of a GenBank genome assembly. NCBI's taxonomy places the organism in Eukaryota, Metazoa, Nematoda, Chromadorea, Rhabditida, Anisakidae.
UUAGGAUAUCCUCUUGUAGAUACGAUGAUUCGUGAGCACUUCAUUCAGUGUGAACAUCAGUCAGCAGUCUAUGUGAACUGUGCAACACCAAACGAUCCAUCUUUUAUAAUGCUGCCAUUGAAUGAACUAUUUUCAUCGUUAUCGCCUCUGUUUAUCCCAUUGAAAUUCACUUGUUUCUCAUCUUGUACCGGUGGCAUUAACAGAAGAGCUGUUCACAUCUCAUUCGUGCUUAAGUCGAAUGAACAAAUAAUUGGUUCCGAUGUGAUUUCGUUGAAAGUUUGCGCAUGUCCAUCGCGAGACGCUACGCUUGAAGGAUAUGAGCCCCGACGUAAGUUUUUAUUUUAUUAUUGUUUUAUUGGUUUUUCAUAUAUGUGCAUGAUGAUAAUUAUUGAAACAGCGAAGAAACGUCGAACAGUGUUAUCGAAACGUCCAACCGAAGUGAUUACGAAGACAAUUUGUACGGAAUCCGAGAAGAAGGACGCAACGGAUCGUUUCCGUGAGGAUGAAGAUACGAUAUAUGAAGUGCAGGUGCGUGGCAGACAUCUGUAUAAGUUGGUGUGUUCGAUAAUCGCGAACUAUGAGCUGAGUCGACGUUAUCUGAAAGAGAAGAAUGGACUGGAUGAUGGUGAUGACAAGUUGGAUACAUUGAAGUCACCGUCAACUCCGCUGACGAAUCGAACGGCAAUUAAAACGUGGCUAGCAAAUUUGGACUUGUCGAAAUAUGAAGGCGCCUUCACAAGUAAAUGUCUAUUCGUGAUCGAUGAUCUUGAAGGUGUUAUCAAUAGGAAGUUUUUGCUAUCAAUCGGAGUGAAGGAGGAAGAAAUCGGGCUGAUAUUGGAGUCGUAUUUGUCGUGGUACGAUGUCUACAACGCACAACGUCAAAGCAGUCUUUCAUCGCACAGCUCAACGAUUCGCAUUCAGAGAACACGAGUGAGAAGUUCGACGCUGCAUUUAGAUUAG